CUCUUCUCCCCUGGGUUCAGCUGGGGGCCUUAUGGAACUUCAGGGUGCUGGAGGCCCCGUUGGUCUCCAUUUGCAGGUGUCUCACUCAGCGCAGCUGCCCAGAGCCCUGUGUCCUGAGUGAGUUCCAGUAGGCCAGCAGCUCUGGGUCUAAGCUUUUAAGGAAAAAAAAAAAAAAGCACUACCCUUGAUUAGGGGCAGCAUUCAUAUCUCACAUCCAGGUAGAAGCAGAAAUGGCCAGGAAUCCACCCCACUUUCUGGGCCCAACGAGGCCACAGUUUGAGAAUAUUCAGCACAGGCUGAGCAUCAAAUGGAUUUUGAACAUCUCUGGCUGCUACCGUUUCUGCCUCCCCCGUUGCUUUACUCACUGUGCAAGCUACAAAAAGCUGAGGGGACAGGAACAGGGAUGACUUCUGAUGGCAUGUUCAGAGGUGUGCCUGGGAAGUUGGAGCUCCAGCAGCGGAACCUUAAUGCCCAGGAUGAUCUUGUCUAACACCACAGCCGUGACACCCUUUCUGACCAAGCUAUGGCAGGAGACAGUUCAGCAAGGCAGCAACAUGUCAGGCCUGGCCCGCAGGUCCCCCCGCAGUGAUGAUGGCAAGCUGGAGGCCCUCUACGUCCUCAUGGUGCUGGGGUUUUUCGGCUUCUUCACCCUGGGUAUCAUGCUGAGCUAUAUCCGCUCCAAGAAGUUGGAACACUCCAACGACCCAUUCAACGUCUACAUCGAGUCUGAUGCCUGGCAAAAGAAGGACAAGGCCUACAUCCAGGCCCGGGUCCUGGAGAGCUACAGAGCAUGUUAUGUUGUUGAAAACCAUCUGGCCGUAGAACAACCCAACACACACCUUCCCGAGACAAAGCCCUCCCCAUGAACCCCAUCACUGGCUAAAACUGGACACGUCCUGCCUGGCAACCUGAUUUUCUAAUCACAUUCCUCUCAUACUCUUUAUUGUGACAGAUACUACUGGAUUUCUCUUUGGCUAUUGUAAGGUGUGAGGGGUGGGUUAAUGACAGUUUCACUGUUUCUCUAAAAUCACAUUCUUCUGUGAUAGACUGUCAGUGGUUCCCCCAUAUCUGUCCCUGCCUUGCUAAAUUUAGCAAAAUCCCUGAGGACAUGGCCUCUGAGAAUAGCAGCUGCAUUUCCCAGACUCCCUUGCAGCUACCAAGGUUGUGUGACUAAGCCCUGGCCAGUAGGCAUGGAAGUGAAGACUGCAGUGUCUAAGUAAUCCUUGGAAAGAAAAGAACGUACUCUUCACUUCCCUUGUCCUGCUUCCCAGUGGCUGGAUGUGGAGGAGGUGGAGAGCAGCUCUGAGUCUAGGAAAGAAUGGGGCACUCAAAGAGCCAUACACAUCUGGGCCUGGGCGAUGUGGAUCCUCCUUACCACCCACCAGGCCAGACGUACAGGAGAGAGAAAUCCACUCCACUCUUCCUUAAGCCACUGUUAUUCUGAUCUCUGUUAAGGUCACAGAAUCAGUGCCUUACUGAUACACCUGCCUUAUAGGACUGAACCUAAAGGGAUGACAUUUCCAUACUUGUCACAAGCACACACCGAUUCUGCCCUUGUCACUUCCGUGCUCACUCCUGUGGCUCUAUCUUCCUCCUGCCCUUCUGCCUCCCACUCCUCCCUUGCACCCACCCUGCACACAUCUCCCCGAAAACACACAGACACAUACACUCAUAUACAUAGAUACACACACACACACACACACCUCAAUCUAGAAAGAACUUGCUUUCUACAGGCCUAAGAUGGAGGAGAAAAAAAUGCCCCCUUCAGAAUGCAUACCAAGGAGAAGGUGCUCGGUCACUGUGGGAGUGGGGAGAGAUGUCCCCACUCCCCGAGAGCCAGGGGAAGGAGCGGCUGUGGGCAGAGAGGGAUACAUGGCGCUAGGGUGGCAGGUCCUUUUGAGGUGAUGGGCUGGUUUUGUGAGUUGAAUCGUACCCCCCAAAAGACAGGUACCUUCAAUGUGACCUAAUUGGGAAAUAGGGUCCUUGCGGAUGAUCUAGUUGAGAUGAGGUCAUUGGGGUUGGCCCUCAACCAAUAUGACUGGAGUCCUUAUCGGAAGAGGAAAAUUCAGACAUAGACGCAUAGGGAGGAAACCAUGCCGUGACAGAGGCAGAGGGUGCGGUGACAUAGCCGCAAACCAGGAAAGCCAAGGAUGGAUGCACAUUCCCAUCCCAAGAAGCCAGGAAGAAGCCAGGAAGAAGGCAGGAAGGCUCCUCCCCCACAGGUUUCGGAGGAGGCACAGCUCUGCUUGCAUUCAAACUUCUGGCCUCCAGAACUGUGAGUCAGUGAGUAUCUGUUGUCGAAGCCACCCAGCUUGGGAUACUCUGGCAGCCUACUGCCAUACGGUAUUGGAAUACUGUAGUGAGCUCAUGCAGCACCUCUCACCCACCCAGAGAUGGAGCUGCUCUGCUUUCCAGCGGGGCACCUGGAGGGGCCACCCCAGCAGAUAGAGAGGGACUCCGUUCUGCUACCUGCCUUGAGAGGGUCUCCAGCUGCCAUCUGUAGCAUCGGAGUCCUCUGCAAUGCGACAUCCUGAAAGCUCAGCUGCCUGGGCAUUCCUGAAGAGUAUGGAAUAUUUAAAUGAAACUUUUUUUUAAAAUCUGCACAUAAGAUAAAAGCAGCACGUGUGCAUCUUUGGCCAUCCUCAAAUGGACAGACUUGGUCUUGUGAGGUCCCAGUCCUUGUUUCACAUAAUAAACACUGGCAUGGCUCAGCCCCUGAGUUACCAUCUUAGAGAUGAGUGGUUCUUUGGGUCUGAAAGUCCGGAGAGAGCUGUGAUCUUUGCCCCACCCGAAUAAUGCAUAUGGACACCACACCUUGCCUACCGUGUCCAGGGUUCAUGACCAGUGGCAGCCGGACUAUGCCUGCCGUGUCUCACGGCCCCUAUGUGAGCCAGACCCUUCUUAGGCAGUUGUAUAUUUCCAGACUGAGGCAGGGCAGGUUUGCAGAGAGAGACCCAGAGUGCACGUGACCUGCAGUGUGAUCCCUGGCGUGCACUGACUUUGAUAUUCCAGGCACACGGACAGGCUUUUUAUCACCACUUCAUUUUCCCCACUAAGAUUCCUGUGCCUUUUAAGGCAGAGGGAGAUCCCUGUGGCUUUAGUCUUCCCAGGCCUUAAAGGGCCCUUGUCUUCACUCACAAACCUCUUAUCUCUUCCUCCCUCCCCUUCCGCUUCAUUUUAAAGGGGGAGAGGGAAAAGUAAUCGGGAGACAAAUUGAACCACAUAUUUUCAGACACUUGUUACCAUAUUUUAAAAUUCAGCUUCACAUACACAGAGUCUUUGCUAUGCACCGUGUACUGUUCUAAGCUCUUUAAAAAUAGAAUCUCAAUUAUUAUUUUGCAAGCAAUACCCUAUGCAUUCAUUAGCUAGGACAACAACACUUUUUACAGUGUUGAGAUUUCGUUAAAAAAUUAAAGCCGUUUACUAUGAUC
Molecule: messenger RNA, 3431 nt
Organism: Piliocolobus tephrosceles (Ugandan red Colobus)
Lineage: Eukaryota; Metazoa; Chordata; Mammalia; Primates; Cercopithecidae
Gene: KCNE1
Product: potassium voltage-gated channel subfamily E regulatory subunit 1
Exons: 2
Coding region: 414-866 (150 amino acids)
Biological process (GO): negative regulation of delayed rectifier potassium channel activity; regulation of heart rate by cardiac conduction; potassium ion export across plasma membrane
Cellular component (GO): membrane; voltage-gated potassium channel complex
Molecular function (GO): voltage-gated potassium channel activity involved in ventricular cardiac muscle cell action potential repolarization; delayed rectifier potassium channel activity; transmembrane transporter binding
Source: RefSeq, a predicted model, not a curated record